AUGAUAUUCUAUUUGACUUUAUUUAAUUUAAUAUUUAUUGUUAAUAAAACAUGUGGAAUGUUAAAUAUUGAAUUUGAUGUUAAAAAUGAAUGUUCUGUGCGACUUGAAACAGAUCAUGGUAUUGAAACAUGUUUAAAUCAACAAUGUUCAGAUUUUAAAGAUCCAUGGAGAGUUAUAAAUAGUCAUAUACAAGAUGAACCAUGUUAUUUACAUUAUUUGAAAUUAUCAUUUACAACAUAUGAUCAAUUACUUGUUUUUAUUGAAUUACAACAAUCAAGUAAUAAUCGACUCGAAAAUUUUUUUUCAAAUGAUGAAACUAAACAUUGUAUGCUUGAGAUUCAAAUUAAUAAAAUUUAUCCAUUUAAUGAAAAUUAUUUUCUUUCAGAAGAUAUGCUUAAUAAAUUAGGUGGACCAAUAGGAAAAAUCGAUAUUUUACAAAUUGAAAUAUUAAAUUGGUAUAAUUCAACACGAUCUGUUAUUCAAAUAAUUGAUAAUAAUAUUGUUGAUAGACAACCAUUUCAACAAAUAACGAUUUUUUAUCCUUGUAAUUUUUAUCAUACAAUGGAACGAUUAGUUUUAGCAAAAUAUUUAGCAUAUCAAGAAAGAUCAUCUUGUCCAUCACAAAUAAAUGUUAUCAAUGGUGAUGAAUUAUUAAUAUCAAAUGAUGAAACAAUUUAUAUACAAAAAUAUAAACCAAUUAAUACUUUUCAAUAUGAUGAUUUUAAUAAAUCAUACAAUAAAUCUGAUGAUACUAAUGAUAACAAGAAUAAAUCUCAUCAAUCGAAUUUAUUUGCUAAGAUUUUUAUUAUAUUUAUUAUAAUCAUAGGAAUAUGUCUUUUGUUUGCAUAUCAUUAUUAUUGUUCAUCUUCACAAUCUUCUAAUUAA
This is a messenger RNA of Adineta steineri, 885 nucleotides long. The record is from the annotation of a GenBank genome assembly. NCBI's taxonomy places the organism in Eukaryota, Metazoa, Rotifera, Eurotatoria, Adinetida, Adinetidae.